UAACGUCUCCUUGUUAUAUUUUUGACAGCCACCUCGUUGGACUGAAGCUCGAUCAAAUUCAACCCAACUCCUUUGAUGGGCUCGACUCCUUGACGAAACUAUCUACCGAUGAUUACCGUCUAUGCUGCCUGUUCAAGAACAUCACGUGUUCUGUAAUCAACCCAACGCCUCUGGAUUCCUGCUCCCGUUUGACAAACAACGAUGUCCUCAGAGUGGCAGUGUGGGUCAUCGGGUUUGGCGCCCUCAUCGGAAACUCCUUCGUCAUUUUCAUUCGCUUUAGAGAGGACCGAUACAGUGGUAAUAGCGUCCAAAGACUGUUUAUCACCAACUUGGCUUUCGCAGAUUUUCUCAUGGGGGUGUACAUGGUGACUAUCGCCUCGGCGGAUAUCUAUUACGGGGAGCAGUACUUUCUUUCAGCACCUAGGUGGAAAGAAUCUUCUCUCUGUCGAUGGGCUGGGUUUGUAGCACUUCUAUCAAGUGAGAGUACGGUCUUCCUACUCGCUCUCAUCACCCUCGAUCGAUUCAUCUGCAUCACCUUUCCCUUUGGGACAGUGCGAUUCCGUCCUAGAUCGGGACGGAUCUGUGUUGCUCUUGUAUGGACGCUGACCUUCUGUCUUAGUUUUCCAUCCAUCUUAACCGGAUUGACAGGUUUCGAGAUUUACGGCUUUUCCGAUGUUUGCAUUGGUCUCCCGUUCAACACCUACACUGAACGGAAAGGUUACAUCACGUAUGAUUUUGAAUCAAACGUGUAUCAGUUUGUCGUUGAUGAAGAAGCCGAACAACGGCCCUACUGGCUGUAUUCCAUCGCUCUCUUUCUUGGUGUCAAUUUCAUUCUUCUCAUCCUAAUCUUCUUCUGCUACUUAGUGAUCUUUGUCCAAGUCAGGAGAUCAGCAAAGGUUGCUGGGUCGGAACGAAUGAAGCAAGAGAUACGCAUGACCACCAAAAUGGCGCUGAUCGUCGGUACUGAUUUCUGUUGUUGGAUGCCUGUCAUUAUCAUGGGGAUCUUGUCGCAGACAGGAGUGGUGGAUCUACCAGUGUCCCUGUACGCCUGGGCUGUGGUGUUUAUCUUACCCAUCAACUCCACCUUGAACCCAUAUCUCUACUCGUUCGUGGCACUGUGCUCCAAGAAGAAGGACAAAUUUCCCCUCACUCGUUUCAGCGUGAAUGCACCACCCGAUAUUGACAUUUCUAAAAUGAAGAAACCUACUAUGGGUGAAUAAUCCUGAAUGACAAGCGUCCAUCGAGCUGCAGGAACAACCUCUUAUGUCGCUUGUGCAUAAAAGCAUGUAGCAAUUUAGAUUCCGUUGAGAG
Molecule: messenger RNA, 1311 nt
Organism: Strongylocentrotus purpuratus (purple sea urchin)
Lineage: Eukaryota; Metazoa; Echinodermata; Echinoidea; Camarodonta; Strongylocentrotidae
Product: G-protein coupled receptor GRL101-like
Exons: 2
Coding region: 351-1220 (289 amino acids)
Biological process (GO): G protein-coupled receptor signaling pathway
Cellular component (GO): membrane
Molecular function (GO): G protein-coupled receptor activity
Source: RefSeq, a predicted model, not a curated record